GGGGCUAUUAGGAAAAGCCAGCCGCCAGUUUAAUCUCUACAGCCGGUUCUCAGUCCCUCCAGGAAGAGAGGACAGCUGAGACGCUGGCGCUCUGGGUAGGGAACCCCAGGUCAGGCGAGGCGGGUCUCACUGGGUGGGGCCUCCGGGUCUUGGAAGCCUCCCGGGCCACGGAGAACCUUGCCAGCACUCCCGCACGGACUUGGGACCAAGCGAACAUCAAGUUCUCCUCGAGAGUUCGCGGAAGUGCGAGGUGGGGAUUUGCGGAAGAGGCGGCCAUCAUCAGAGCUCUGUGGGUCUCCUAAGCCCCUCUGUGCAUUUUCUGCUUUGGCGUUGUCCGACCCCUUCCCGAGCCAGGAGGCUUACAGUUGGAAAAUGUGGCUUCCGUGAGUUCGUUAGAUCCUAUUUGGAGGGACUGAAGACCGCGAGGGAAAGUGAGCAAUAAAGGGCCUGGUCAGCCUUCGCCCGGCCCACCCUGGGCUACCGGUGCCCUUAAACCCGCCCCUACCGAUCCGUAUUUGAGCAAGUUCCAGGCUCUCUGCACUCUCGAUCCAAAGACGCGGCGGCACAGACCAUGAAUAGUAUGCGUGCGCUAGGCUGUGCGAGGCUGCGGUGGGCGCUGCUGGGGAGGAGGGUGGCCCUCCCUGGCCUCGGCCCACACGGAGCCAGAGCCAAGGCCGCGAUCCCUGCCGCCCUUCCGGCGGCCCAGGCAGCGGAGGCUCCUGGAACCGGGCCUGGCAACCGAAGACUGCGGAGCCUGGAGGAGCUUUCAGGGCCAGGGCAUCUGCGCCUCUUAUUCCAGCUGUUCGUGCGAGGCUACGUUCUGCAAAUGCAUCAGCUCCAGGUGCUGAACAAGGCGAAGUAUGGUCCAAUAUGGGCAAACCGCUUAGGGCCUCAGAUCCAUGUGCACCUGGCCAGUGCCCCACUCCUGGAGCAAGUGAUGCGCCAAGAGGGCAAGUACCCAAUACGGAAUGACAUGGAACUAUGGAAGGAGCACCGGGACCAGCAGGGCCUGACCUAUGGGCCCUUCACCACGGAAGGACAUCAGUGGUACCGGCUGCGCCAGGCUCUGAACCAGCGGAUGCUAAAGCCAGCUGAUGCUGCACUUUAUGCGAAUGCUCUGAAUGAGGUGAUCGAGGACUUCAUGGUUCGACUGAACCAGCUGAGGGCGGAGAGCGCCUCGGGGGACCACGUGCCCGACAUAGCUCACCAUUUCUACUUCUUUGCUUUGGAAGCUAUUUCCUACAUCCUGUUUGAGAAGCGUAUUGGCUGCCUGGAGCGCUCCAUCCCCCAGGACACCGUGGGCUUUGUCAGAUCUGUCGGGUACAUGUUCCAGAACUCACUCUACGCCACCUUCCUCCCCAAGUGGACCCGUUCCCUGUUGCCUUUCUGGAAGCGAUACCUGGAUGGCUGGAACACCAUCUUCUCUUUUGGGAGGAAGCUGAUUGAUCAGAAAGUCAAGGAGAUAGAAGCCCAGCUGCAGACAGGGGUCCCAGAGGAGACCCGGAUAUCUGGCUACCUGCACUCCCUGCUGACCAGUGGACAGCUCAGUCCUGGUGAGGCCGAGGGUAGCCUGCCUGAGCUGCUCAUGGCUGGAGUAGACACGACAUCCAACACUCUGACAUGGGCCCUGUACCAUCUUUCAAAGAACCCAGAGAUCCAGGCAGCCUUGCAUGAGGAAGUGGUGAGCGUGGUACCUGCCGGGCAGGUGCCGCAGCACAAGGACUUUGCCCACAUGCCCCUGCUCAAAGCUGUGCUUAAGGAGACCCUGCGCCUCUACCCCGUGGUCCCAGUGAACUCGCGGGUCAUCGUGGACAAGGAAAUAGAAGUUGGUGGCUUCCUCUUCCCCAAGAACACCCAGUUUGUGUUCUGCCACUAUGUGGUGUCCCGGGACCCUAGCAUCUUCCCUGAGCCGGACAGCUUCCAGCCCCAACGUUGGCUGAGGAAGAACCAGCCUGAUGCCCUCAGGGUCCAACACCCAUUUGGCUCUGUGCCCUUUGGCUAUGGGGUCCGAGGUUGUCUGGGCCGCAGGAUUGCAGAGCUGGAGAUGCAGCUGCUGCUGACAAGGCUGAUCCAGCAGUAUGAGGUAGCCCUGGCCCCUGAGACAGGGGAGGUGACGAGUGUGGCUCGCAUCGUCCUGGUUCCUAAUAAGAAGGUGGGCCUGCGUUUCCUGCAGAGACAGAGCUGAGCUGGGCCUCUGCUGUCCUGGGACAGCCCCCUCCCUCCCUCCCUCCCUGGCACAUGAGGAGGGAGAGAAAGGGGCUGCCAGGUACCAGAAGUCAGAGAAACUCAGUGCACUUCCUGUAGAACCCUGAGCUUUUGCCACUUUUAUCAUUUUGAGCAUCUUCCUCUCAGAUAAAAGGCCACUUCCAUGUCACAUUGCUAACCUGACGGAAAAUAUAGAAUAAAGGGGGUUUUAUUGAUAA
Camelus dromedarius (Arabian camel) is the source of this 2423-nucleotide messenger RNA. Its product is annotated as sterol 26-hydroxylase, mitochondrial. Gene Ontology annotation, cellular component: mitochondrial inner membrane. Bases 572 to 2185 code for a protein of 537 amino acids. Gene Ontology annotation, biological process: cortisol metabolic process; glucocorticoid biosynthetic process; C21-steroid hormone biosynthetic process. Gene Ontology annotation, molecular function: heme binding; monooxygenase activity; oxidoreductase activity, acting on paired donors, with incorporation or reduction of molecular oxygen. The transcript has 9 exons. The record is from RefSeq and is a predicted model, not a curated record. NCBI's taxonomy places the organism in Eukaryota, Metazoa, Chordata, Mammalia, Artiodactyla, Camelidae.